AUGGCUGCCCCCAAGGUCCUUAUCAUGAUGGCCGACUACGGUCACGAGCCCACUGAGGCCACCGUGCCCUAUACCGCAUUCAAGGACGCCGGCUUCGACGUGCAGUUUGCUACCGAGAAUGGCAAUGCGCCUGCGUGCGACAAGCUGCUGCUUGAGGGGCUGAGCCAGAAGAUAUUGGGCGCCAAGGGAUCAGUCUUGCAGGACUACGCCAAGAUGGUGGCCUCCGACGAGUGCAAGCAGCCUCUCUCGUGGACGGCCCCCAGCUUCAGCCUGGACCCCUUCUCGCUCGUCUUCCUACCCGGCGGGCACGACAAGGCGGUGGUGCAGAUCAUGGACUCGGCGGCCGUGCACUCGCUGCUGCUCGACUACUUCCCCAAGACGCGCAAGCAGCAGCCCGACGGCACCGCCGCCACCAGGGCCGUCGGCGCCAUCUGCCACGGGGUGCUCGUGCUGGCGAACGCCAAGGAUGCCCAGGGCCACAGCGUACUGCGCGAGUGUACGACGGCGACGCUGCCUGCGCGCUUCGAGCAGGUGGCAUACUGGGGGACAAGGGUGUUCCUGGGGGACUACUACAAGACGUACGGGGCUGGGAGCGAGGACGUCGAGGUCUCUGUGAAGAAGGUUCUGGCCGAUCCUGAGAAGCAGUACAAGUGCAGUCUUGGACUAUCUCCUUUUGUCGUUGAGGAUCAAGCCCACAACUACAUCAGCGCUCGGUUCCCCGGCGACACAGAAAAGAUGGCACAGCGGAUGGUCGAGGUGGUCAAGAGCUUCGCUUGA
Molecule: messenger RNA, 777 nt
Organism: Clonostachys rhizophaga
Lineage: Eukaryota; Fungi; Ascomycota; Sordariomycetes; Hypocreales; Bionectriaceae
Source: the annotation of a GenBank genome assembly